Messenger RNA from Planococcus citri (citrus mealybug), 2096 nucleotides. RefSeq lists its product as uncharacterized. Bases 308 to 742 code for a protein of 144 amino acids. Lineage: Eukaryota; Metazoa; Arthropoda; Insecta; Hemiptera; Pseudococcidae. The transcript is spliced from 4 exons. The record is from RefSeq and is a predicted model, not a curated record.
UAAGUCCACAUUAUUGUUCAAAGUAGCAUCUACAUAUCGUGUUUUGUGUUUGUUUUCAAAUUCUUAUCAUUUUACUUCGGUUUCGAAAAUCCGAACGUGUUUUUUGUAAAAUUUUUCGUCAAGUUUUGAAUUUAUGAAAUAAUUUUUUUACAUUUUCAGCGUAUUAGACAAUCCAUUUUUGAUUGAUCAUCAUCUCUUCGGGAUCCAUCCGGUGACAAGAACUCUGUAUCAAAUUCAGCCGCCAAAAAUUCAUCACCUAUUGGAAGUAAUGCAAAUUCAUCGCUAGAAAUUCACAUUUUCCUACAACAUGAUCGGUGAUUUCCAGUAUCAAUCUUCUUCUUCCGAUGAAUCAAAUUCGGAAUGUGAAAGUGAUUCCGGCGAAUCAGAUAAUGAUAUGAAUAAACUCGAAGAAGAAAGAAACAGAUUACAGGGAAAUAUACACGAUAUCGAGACCAAAUUAGGAACCAUUCAGAAAAUCCUGAAACGCCUUAAUAACGAAAGAAAAGAAUUGCUGGAGAAAAGGAAUAAAUUAAUUUCUUCGGUCAGCGGAGAAGAAGAUGUAACAUCUGGCGCAUCAUUAGCUACUUCCGCAUCAUCGAAAGAAAUCGGUCUGGGCAGUUCUUCGAUAGGUAUCCAGAAUCCUUUCAGUAUGAGCACGAAUUCCGAACCUUUGAAUUUGAAUGUCUGUCGUGUGACGAAUUGCGAUAAUGAAGAAGAGUUCGAUUCGGAAGAUGAUUUAUGAUCGCGAAACACAUUUGUACUCUCAGUGUGUGAGAUGAAUUAUAUCUACACCCAUCUGUAUUUUCAAUUGAAAUUUAUCGCCGACAUUUUCAUCGAGAUAUCUCUGAUGACAAAUUGAUAUACGAGUAUUUUUUCUCAACUCGACUGAAAACUUUUCAAGUUUUGCGUAACUAAGAAGAUUAAUUUUUCUUUUUUUAUCCAUCGGCGUAGGCUAUUUCAACAAUGACUUGUUGAUGGCAACACGUCGUGAAAUUUUGUCACCAAGGUAUGAAAUAAUUCAGGCUGCGUGUUGAUUACAUUCGCAUGACCAAAAAAAAGCUCUCCGAAUGUAUGUAAUAUGCAUGCUGGUAGAUAUUUACAUGGGGUUGUAUUUUGAAGGUAGGUUAAGGAUUAUUGAUUUGAACUUUUAUAGUCGUUUUCCUGUGAAAUAGGUACACGUACGUGUAACAUAAAUGUGUUCAUUAUUUCGUUUUCGUAUAUAUGCAUUUUAACAAUAAUUUUUAUCAAUUUCGACUGUUUGAUUUUUUUGUCGUAUGUUGCAUCGAAUUACGCAAUACUAUUUCUAGAAGAUGAAUAUAUUAUCCAUAUCCAUCGAUCGCUGCAGUUUUGUUCACAUUGAAUGAAGAUUUGCAUUAAAGAGAUAAGACUACGAUAUCAAGAUACAGCUUUGACUAUCUUCAAGGUAUAUAUUCGUGCGAGAUUUUAAUUAAAAUUGAAUAAAAGGUGGGCCAUUAUAAUAUAUAGUGGCAGAAGAGUAGCCUAUUGGUAAUUCAAACAUUUUACGAGUCGAGCUCGACUCGGCUGUUUGGGGUAUUGUUAACACGAAUGUGUAUAGUGUAUAACGUCCGUCAUACGUGUCACACGUCAAUCGGAUUUUUUACGCAGGAAUACAAGUACGAAGAAUCACAGAAUACGCAACUGACCAGCAAUUAUUUAUCGUUCGGAUCGAAACGACGGACUUACUUUCACGCGAACAACGGAAAUACGCCAGUUUUGCUGCAUAGAGAAAGAACAAACAAUGAACGCAGAAUCGCCACAGCGCCUUGCGUUAUUAUUUAAUUGUGUUGGUAUUUUCGGUAAUAUUUUAUCGUACAUUGUUGUCUAUAUAGAAUCGAUGUAGCUUGUAUUAUAUAUUAUAUAUAUAUAGCGGUACUCGUUUAUUUGUAACACGAAUCUUCAUCGUCGUACUGAAACAGAAGACUUAUUAUAAUAAAAAUUGACUAUGAGAGUAAGUUUUCAAAAUGAAUGUAUUUUUUCAAUACUCGAAAUUGGUCGAAGGCAAAAAAAAAAGGUAAUGCCAUUCAACACAGUACGUAAUGUUUAAAUGUUCGGAAAAAUAUACAAAUUAUAAUAUA